CUUCAUCUCAUCCAUCUUUUUGUUUCUAACCUUCCAAAUACCAUAUGGUAUGACAUGAUUGACAUCAUAGAGAGCAUUCCAUUUUUGUCUCUUUUUCUUUUUCUUCAGCUACUGCAAAUUGUCAAACAUUUCAGACGUUGAAACAACACAACAUCUACUUCCCAUCCACUCUUCAUAGUUUGGUGGACCUCAACAGCAAAAGAGCGUUGUAAAAAUAAGUGAAGAGAGUCCUCCAUGUUAUGACAAGAAAAAAGACAAUUAGGCACCAUUUGAAUAAACUUACUAAGCCUAUCAUUUGUAGCUAGCUUGUUUGUGCAAAAUAGCCUAAAAAGCACUUGAUGUUUAAGAAUAAUCAUAGGGUCCGAAACAUUUUUUACCCACCCUGUUUUAGCAUUACUGCCAAUUAGACCUUAAAACAUGAUUUUAUAUUCCUCCAAUAAAUGUAGUGAUUGUUACUAGAUUUAUACAGCCAAACAUUUGAGGUUUUAAUAAUGCAAACUUUGUAUAGAUUGAGGAAUUUUAUCGUCUCCAAAGUAAGAGAUCAUAAGCUAAAAUGAAUCAGAAAGAGCGUUCACAAUUGUCUCUUUUCGUACAACAUCUCAUAAAUAAGUUUGGUGACAACUCUCUAAAAAGCUUGCGAAAGAUGGAUGAAUUUCUAAAGGAAGAAGGAUUACCAAAAGAUGAGGAUUGCCGUUUUAUUUAGGGAACAGGUCGAACAUCGAAGGUAAAUUUAUCACUACAGUAAAAAGAAAACAAAUAGUAUAUCGUGCUCUCCUAAUUUUUUUUACUCUUUUCUGAUGAUGCCGUUGUUUAACAUCUCUUUAAGAGCCUUUUGAUUGCCAUAUAACCCUUUUCUAUAUUCUUUUAUUUUCCCCUUAAUCCAGCAACUACUUUGUUUGACUUCUUGAGCCAAGCUUAAUCUCAGCAAUUUGUUUUGAAAUUGAGAUUUUGUAAAUUGAGUAGACCCAACCAACAAAGGGCCUGUGCACUGUGUGAUAGUUAGUAUAUGCUUGUUAAUACCCUUCCUGUUAUUGAUGCCACAUGUGUAUGAUACAUAAAGUGUUAGUUGGUGAUAUAAUCUUUUGCUUCAAUAGUAGUGUCAUGUUUUUUAAACCCAAAAAGCAGUGAUUUCACUGCUCCCUAAAUGUUGCCUUUCAGCUUGAAAUCAUUUGUUGAAGGAGAGAUUGAAACACAAUCUACAGGGGUGAGAUCAGGUGAGAAAGGCUCCUAGUGAAAGAAAUAAGAAUGAUGGAGAGCCCUUGGAUUUGGAGGAAUGAAUGGCUGUGAUUGUUUAAUCAUUUAUUAAUUAAUGGUGGGCUACACAUGGUAAGUUUAAAAUUAUGUAUCUAAAAAAAGGGAAGCAGCAGAAAAGGGGUAUUUUUGGCAUUGAAAAGUGCAGACGUGCACGCCCCAAAAAGGAAUCCCGCCGAGUAUUCCUAUUUUGGUGCUACUUUCGAGUAAGAAACGCAGAGGCAAACUUCACACUCUAAUUUUAAGAGGGUUCUUCGAGUUGUACAAUCCAAUUCGAAUUCUGGUGGCUAUGGCAACGGAGAGGAGUGCUACGACAGAGAAAGAAGUUGGCGAUAAGAGUCUGACACCAUUGACAUCGCCUGAAGAAACAGUGUUUUUGAAGCAGAGUGUCUGCAAUAUUAAAUCUUUAGAUCAGGAUUCAAUCAGGGUCAAGAGUGCUAAUAAGCAAAUUUUGCAUCCUGAAAACUGGGCUUUGCUGCUUGCACUCCAAGGAGACGAAGCUUUCACUGAAUUUGUGGCAAAUCGCCGCUUCCCGGCAGAUCUCAGUCACAAGGAAGUAGAAGAGUGCCAACGCCCGUUUAUAGCUCAUCACUGCCACUUUUGUUGGAUCUGUGCGCUACCAUUUCAUUCGAGGCUAACUCACCUUGGCAAAACUUUUUCCAUGACUGACAUGCUAUAUGAAUGUGGCCCAGACCAAGCACUCCAGCCGGGGGAGGACCCACAGCACCAGAUGCUGGGUUUUCCCCUGGUCAAUCCUGAUAUAAAUGCAUGGGGUGAGGAUUUACAUUAUUUCAUCCUGUGCCUUCUGUCAGUUAGAUCUUUUCUGAGAGAAAAAAACCAAAGGGAGAACAAAAAUCUCAGUCUUGUGGAAGUGAUUGAGUCAUUCUACGGGGCAAAAAAACAUACUAUAUUGAGGUGUUUUUCAAUGUGAUGAAGGGUGAAAUUGAAUUGCAAAAAUUUGCAGAGCUUGAUGAAGGUUUGAUCUUUGAUGAUAUAGGAAGAGAAAUCUCUAUAUUCUUCCUCUUAUUGGUGACCUUUGGCAGCAGUAAUUAGUAGCAAUUUGAGAGAUUAGAUCAAGAAAAAUUGUGAUCUGAU
Molecule: messenger RNA, 2346 nt
Organism: Cuscuta campestris
Lineage: Eukaryota; Viridiplantae; Streptophyta; Magnoliopsida; Solanales; Convolvulaceae
Source: the annotation of a GenBank genome assembly